This is a messenger RNA of Ochlerotatus camptorhynchus, 2239 nucleotides long. RefSeq names its product Trimethyllysine hydroxylase (gene Tmlh). Gene Ontology annotation, cellular component: mitochondrion. The record is from RefSeq and is a predicted model, not a curated record. The transcript has 3 exons. Lineage: Eukaryota; Metazoa; Arthropoda; Insecta; Diptera; Culicidae. The coding region runs from base 37 to 2187 and encodes 716 amino acids. Gene Ontology annotation, molecular function: iron ion binding; trimethyllysine dioxygenase activity. Gene Ontology annotation, biological process: carnitine biosynthetic process.
UCACUGAAACUCGAAACCAUUUCGCGAUCGGAUCGGAUGGCCAAGCCGCGUCCCUGCGUGGUACCCUGCUGUCAGGGUGAAAAGUUCGAAUUGGUGCACAAGUUUCCGUCGGAUCGGGACCGCGCCGAACUGUGGAAGAUGAUUUUGGGUGUUCCCGAACUGGGUGCGCUGGAUGUGGACACCAUUCGAGGGCGGUAUUUUGUCUGCAGCCGGCACUUUCGUGACUCCGAUUACAAGAACAAGUUGUCGCGGAGUUUGAACGUGACAGCGAAUCCGUCGCUAAAUUUGACCGACCUUAGCGAUGCGGAGGGGUUGAAUCGUGUUAUUCCGCCGAUGGGGCGGCCACUGCAGCCGGGUGGCGGUAGUAUGGUGGACAAGGGUACGAACUUGGUGACCGUUAGUUUGGAAGUACAACCGUUUAUGUCGGAGGAAGCGAACGAAAAAAAUAUGUUGCAUUGUGAUUACGACCCACUGGCUGUUGGCUUGGCGGAGGAUCGCCAGUUGCACCAGCAGCAGCAGCAUCCGGAGGAAUUUGUUAAAGUAGUACCUCGGACGUCGGCAUUAGUCGGCCAGAAGCGAGGUCUGGGGACUAGUACAAUGGCCGGAAGUACACCGGCGAAGAUUUUCCGGUUUAGUAAAAAUUUAAACAAGCUGGUCAAGGUGGAAGGAAUGUCGGAUGGAGAAGGCUCGUCGACGGAGUCGUUGGUCCUGAGGAAGUUGAAGCUAGCGUCACCGCAGAAGAAGAUACUGAAGGUUAGUACCGUUACGGAGCCAAAGGUGGAGAGUGUUUCGGCGGAAACGCAGACCGAUUUCGAGGAACAGAAAGAAACCGUGGUUAGAGCUCCGAAAGAGCCUGAGACGGUUGAUUCGCAGGAAAAAGACAGCCAGCAGGAUCAGGAGCAGGAAAAGACUGUGACUAGGGUGUUGGCCUUGCUGGAAUGUACGCCGGAAAAUUUGCAGAAAUUGAAGCAGAAGAUGAGCGACGGGGCUGUCGUUUUUGAUGAGAAGCUGUUUCAGGAAACUAGCGAGGAACAAGAUGAGCAAGCAAAAAGCGCGAUGCAGCAAUCGGCGGCCAUUGACGAGCGACAGUUUCUGUCUCUUAAGGGAUCGGACUCGGACGAACCCAUCCGGGUAAGCUACAUUUGGCUGCGGGAUCACUGCCGCUGUAGCCAAUGCUACAAUCACGAAACCUUCCAACGGUCGUUCUCGAUUCUGGACGUCCCGGAGGAUGUCAGCCCCGCGAGCUACGAGAUUCGGGAUGGGGCACUCAAUGUCUUAUGGAAAGACGAUCACGCUUCGUCGUACGAUCUGGACUUUAUCUUCAGCUCCCAGUUCCCGGUGUACAAGGAAUCUCUGCUGCUUGAACAUUCGCAACCGGUUCUCUGGGAUCGGGCACUGAUCAGCCAGAGUUCGGAGUACUGUCGAGUAAGCCUCAACGAGCUGCUCUGUGACGACGAAGCCGUCAAGCGUUUCGUCACUAGCCUCAUCACGUUCGGCGUGGCCUUUAUCGAAAAAGUUCCCACCAAUCCGCAAAGCACGGAAAUGGCUGUCCGACGAAUGUUCCCCAUUCAUAAAACUCUGUUCGGUGAGAUGUGGACCUUCAGCGAUUCGAUGGACCACAGUGACACAGCUUAUACCAAAGACUACCUGGGGCCGCACACCGACAACUUAUACUUCAGUGAUGCCUCCGGUCUACAGAUUCUCCACUGCAUUCAACUGAACGCAACCGGAGGCGAAACCAUCCUAAUCGACGGUUUUAAAGCAGUCGAGCAGCUUCGGCUAAAGAAACCGGAAGUAUUCGAACGGCUUUGCAACUACCCCGUCACGGGCGAGUACCUGGAAGAGGGAAAACAUCAUACCUACUGUGCGCCGAUCAUCAAGCGGAACAUCAUCACCGGAGAAAUUGAGCAGCUGAGGUUCAACAUUUACGAUCAGGCCAUUUUGAAAACGAUUCCACAGGAACAGAUGCCGCAGUUUUAUGCGGACCUCAAGGUCCUGGGAGCGGAGAUCAAUGCGGAAGGAAUGGCGUGGAAGUUCCAGCUGACACCGGGAACGGUGAUGAUCUUCGACAAUUGGCGGGUGUUGCAUGGGCGGCUGGCCUACAACGGAAAGCGUGUGAUGAGCGGGUGCUACGUGUCGAGGACGGAAUACCAGAGCCUGGCAAGGACGCUGGGGAUCAUUUCGUGAUUGUUUGGAAGCCUCGAUAGUAAGUACACUUUUGUAGUUUCUGAAAGAAUUG